UGCAGUUUUACAAUGAACCUUCCACUGAACAUCCCUGCGUGCGAACUUCGUUUUCAUUUCAGGUGUAUGGCAACACCAACUUUUCGCUAAAUUAUAGAACUUUAACAUUAAAUUACUUAAAAACUAUAAGCCUCCGGCAGGUUCUGUUUUCAGUUUUAAGAUGAGGAUACACCCCUCUAUCACCCCCUUUUUACCGUUUUUUCCAAAGCGAUCGGCACUAUACUAAAUUCUAGCCUAGAAAUCUAAUAAUUUAAUUAACUUUAGUUAUUACUUGGCACCUACGAAACUUCGGUACGCUAGGCUAACUAUGUCAACAACAAAGCUCGUAAAUGAAUUUUGCGAAAUUAUCGACACUUACGGCGGUCGAGAUAAGGUGAUGAAGGCACUGUGCUACAGCGCCAAACUGAUCGCCGGCUAUCAUUCCAGCCGUAACCCAGAGCUGGCGAAACGUUAUGCCAUUACCAGUUCACGUAUUUCGGGCGCGCGCGCCACCCUUCGGCUAAUCGAUGACAUCCCCAUGAUACAAUACGCCUUGGAGUAUGGCUUGGGCACAGCGGAGCCAGAUCGGCUAAUGGCGGUGCUGGGAGUUUCUGCAAAUAUUGUGGAUUUGCUUUUUUACCCGGUUGAGAAAAUUUGCUGGCUAUCGGAGCACAAUAUUAUCGAUGUUAAGAAUGCAGAUGCCUGGGAUGUGCUUAACUCUUCUUUUUGGGUACUUUCCGUUUACUUGAAUUUGAUGAGAACAUUGCGAAGUUACUCGUUAAAUCAACAGAAGUUUAAUGAGGUGAAUGUUGCUAACUCCCAUGUAGAUGAAAAAGUACUCAAAAAGCAUCGACUAGAGCUACUCUCCGUACUUCGACUGUCACUCGAUUUCGCACAUGCCGUUAGCACGCUGCCCAAAGGCUACCUUUGGGGUGGAAAAUUAUCCACAUUUCAAGUAGGUGCCAUCGGCACACUCUCCGCCGGGAUUGGCAUUUAUCAACUGUUUGCCAAGCGACGUUUAAAUAAAUGAAAAAAAAAAAAACAAUAUACACUUCCUACGAGAAAGCCUCGUACAAGCACA
Anastrepha ludens (Mexican fruit fly) is the source of this 1060-nucleotide messenger RNA. RefSeq names its product peroxisomal membrane protein 11C (gene Pex11c). The coding region runs from base 308 to 1009 and encodes 233 amino acids. NCBI's taxonomy places the organism in Eukaryota, Metazoa, Arthropoda, Insecta, Diptera, Tephritidae. Gene Ontology annotation, cellular component: peroxisomal membrane. Gene Ontology annotation, biological process: peroxisome fission. The record is from RefSeq and is a predicted model, not a curated record. The transcript has 4 exons.